Molecule: messenger RNA, 1878 nt
Organism: Danio aesculapii
Lineage: Eukaryota; Metazoa; Chordata; Actinopteri; Cypriniformes; Danionidae
Gene: top1mt
Product: DNA topoisomerase I mitochondrial
Exons: 14
Coding region: 58-1860 (600 amino acids)
Biological process (GO): DNA replication; DNA topological change; chromosome segregation
Cellular component (GO): nucleolus; chromosome
Molecular function (GO): DNA binding; DNA topoisomerase type I (single strand cut, ATP-independent) activity
Source: RefSeq, a predicted model, not a curated record
GCAGAAGUGCGCACGCGCAGAUGCGCACAUGUCAGCUGUUCGCGGCUCCAGCAGGGAAUGAAAAGAUGUUUGUUCUUGAUUUCGCGAUUAAUUUCUGUCUCUGCGGAUCUUAAUAAAGCGACUUCAGUUUCUUCCUCAUUCAGACAUUAUGCAGCUGCGCAAACUCGGGCAGAUACCAGGUGGGAGGAAGGAAAGUCAUGUGACGCAGUGAAAUGGAGCAGUCUGGAGCAUAAAGGGCCGUAUUUCGCUCCGGAUUACGAGCCGCUGCCGGCAAACAUCUGCUUUUAUUAUGACGGACAGCAGGUGAAACUGAGUCCAGCGACUGAGGAAAUCGCCACCUUCUACGCUAAGAUGCUGGAUCACGAAUACACAACUAAAGAGGUGUUUCAGACGAACUUCUUCAAGGACUGGAGAAGGGAAAUGACGAAAGAAGAGCGAAAGCUGAUCACGACACUCUCCAAGUGCAACUUCAGUCGCAUACACAAGUACUUUGUGGAGAAAGCGGAGGAGAAGAAGAACAUGACGAAGGAGGAGAAGCAGGUCCUGAAGGAUGAGGCGGCGCGGCUGAUGGAGGAGUUUGGGUUCUGUCUGCUGGACGGACAUCGAGAGAAGAUCGGAAACUUCAAGCUGGAGCCGCCAGGGCUGUUCCGCGGCCGAGGAGAACACCCGAAGAUGGGCAGACUCAAGAAGCGCAUCCAGCCAGAGGACGUCACCAUCAACUGCAGCGAAGACUCUAAGAUCCCAGAGCCCCCUGCAGGACACAAGUGGAAGCGCGUUCAGCAUGAUAACACAGUGACGUGGCUGGCAUCAUGGCUGGAGAACAUUCAAAAACGACCCAAAUACAUCAUGCUGAACCCCAGCUCCAAACUCAAGGGAGAGAAGGACUGGCAGAAGUAUGAGACGGCGCGACGGCUGAAGGCAUGUGUGAACUCCAUCAGGAAACGCUACAUGCAAGACUGGAAGUCCAGAGAGAUGAAGAGCAGACAGAGAGGAGUCGCCAUUUACUUUAUCGACAAGCUGGCCUUGCGUGCCGGUAAUGAGAAGGAUGAUGAGUCUGCAGAUACGGUGGGCUGCUGUUCUCUGCGUGUGGAGCACAUCCGCCUGCACAAACAUCUGGACGGGCUGGAUCAUGUGGUGGAGUUUGACUUUCUGGGAAAAGACUCCAUCCGCUACUACAACAAAGUGCCGGUGGAGAAACAGGUUUUCAAGAACCUCAAGCUCUUCAUCAAGCACAAGGAUCCAGAAGAUGAUUUAUUUGACAGAAUUUCGACUGUGAAUCUCAACAAAGCUCUGACCGAGUCGAUGUCUGGACUGACAGCUAAAGUGUUUCGAACCUUCAACGCCUCGACGACACUGCAGGACCAGCUCAAUAAACUCACCUCAGAUGACGGCACAGUGGAGGAGAAGAUCCUGUCCUACAACCGCGCCAACAGAGCUGUGGCCAUACUCUGCAACCACCAGAGGGCAGCACCCAAAACCUUCGAGAAGUCCAUGCAGCUGCUACAGGAGAAGAUCCAAAAGAAAAAGGAACAAAUAGAAGAAGCCAGGAAAGAGCUGAAGGAGGCGAAGCGAGCGGAUAAAGACGCUCCGUCUGACAAAUCCAACAAGCUGGUAGAGAAGAAGCAGAAGGCUGUUCAGAGACUGUGUGAUCAGCUGAAGAAACUGCAGCUGCAGGAAACCGACCGUGAGGAGAACAAGGUGAUCGCUCUGGGCACGUCUAAGCUCAACUACCUGGACCCGCGCAUCACUGUAGCCUGGUGUAAGAAGCAUGAGGUGCCCAUCGAGAAGAUCUACAACAAAACACAGAGAGACAAGUUUGCCUGGGCCAUCGACAUGACGGAUGAGAGCUUCCAGUUCUGAACACACAAACUCACACAC